UGAGUGCCCGCUCUGUGCGCCUUUGGUGGGGCUGGUUCCUGGAACGCGCUCAUUGGUUCAUUCGGAUGACAGCGAUGGACACCUGACUCACAAUCUACAUUACAAGCUUCUAGUUGAUCCAUGAAAAAGCACGUAGACAAGUUUCUGUCGACACGCUCAGAGCUUCACUUGUUAAGAUGCUAUCUUCUCGUGCACUGGUGCGGGGGCUGCAGUGUGGAUUGUGGCGGAGGGUUUCUACGUCAUCUGGCGCAUGGGCUGCACACUCACAUGAUGUUGAUAUGAUUGACUGCUCCGUUCCUCAGUACAACAACCGUCUGGAUACUCCACUGCCUGAUGUUCCAUUUGUCAGAAACCUCAAUCCUGAACAGAAAAAGCUUAAGGAGAAAGAGAAUGGGCCGUGGACCCAGCUUACCAAGGAGGAAAAACUAGCUAUAUACAGACUCACACAUGAGCUGUCAUAUCCAGAGAUGAGGAAAGGCUCCAAGGAGUGGAUGACAGUUCUUGGGGGUGUUUUCUUUUUCCUGGGCUUCACGGGGCUGUUGGUGUGGUGGCAACGUGUGUAUGUGUACGGUGAUGUUCCACACACUUUAUCUCCUGAGUGGGUCGAGCAGCAGACACAGAGGAUGAUAGACAUGAGGGUGAACCCUGUCCAUGGGUUCUCUCAUAAGUGGGACUAUGAAAAGAAGCAGUGGAAAUAAAUAAAUGAAACUUUUAUGACAUAGAAUGUAGCAACCAUAAAAAAAAGAUCCAAAAUGGGUAAUGCUGUGCAACAUGCAGCCUUAAUACUUCAAUAAACACGCUGAAACAAACAGAACUACUUCAGUAUUAUGG
This is a messenger RNA of Triplophysa rosa, 831 nucleotides long. RefSeq names its product cytochrome c oxidase subunit 4 isoform 1, mitochondrial. Gene Ontology annotation, biological process: mitochondrial electron transport, cytochrome c to oxygen. The transcript is spliced from 5 exons. The coding region runs from base 177 to 698 and encodes 173 amino acids. Lineage: Eukaryota; Metazoa; Chordata; Actinopteri; Cypriniformes; Nemacheilidae. The record is from RefSeq and is a predicted model, not a curated record.